AUGCGGGCGGCGAGUUUGGAGCCAGACGUCAUCAGCUAUAACUCUGGGAUCAGCGCGUGCGAGAAAGGCGAGCAGUGGCAGUGUGCCUUAUCGCUGCUCGGCGAGAUGUGGUCGAUCAAGUUGGAGCCUGACGUCAGUGAUGAUUGCUGA
This is a messenger RNA of Prorocentrum cordatum, 150 nucleotides long. The record is from the annotation of a GenBank genome assembly. Lineage: Eukaryota; Dinophyceae; Prorocentrales; Prorocentraceae.